CAACCUAAGUAAACGUACACGUUGGGAUAUGAAGCAUGUAUUAACGUCCUCCUUGCGUUACAUUGACUUGGUCUGGUCUCUGUAAUCUCUAUAGUUAUAUACUGUAAUAGUAUAGCAGCUUCCUGCAAUUAGUGAUGGAGUGGGGACAGGUUAAGGGAUACAAGUCAAGAGAGCAUAUCAAGCGUGGAGUUUGUUUUCUUAGCUUUAAGACGCCUCGGGCAGAUAAGAGAAAACUCGAAGAGCAAAAAAUUUAGAGAGGGAGAAGAUGAAGUUUCAGGAGGGUGUGUUCUUGGUGGCUAUUUUUUCCCUCGCAUAUACGCAGCUGGUCAAGGGGCAACCUCAACCUCACGAGGGUUGCCAAACUAGAUGUGGAAAUGUCACAAUCGAGUACCCGUUUGGCACUUCUCCAGGUUGUUACUAUGCCGAAGAUCGUAGUUUCAAUAUCACCUGUAACGAGAGAAACGAGUUAAUCUUUGGUGACAAUAAAGUGAUCAAGAUUUCUCACGGCGGCGAAAUACGUGUUCGGGUUAAUAGUUCCUACAGUUGCUACAAUAGCCAAGGAAAUUUGAGUAAUGGGGUUUAUUACACUUUUGAGCUGGGUAAUUUAACUCUCUCAACCAAAAACAGGUUUACUGCAGUAGGCUGCAACACUUACGCAUUUUUGAGCACUUAUGGAGUUGCAGAUUACUCAUCUGGAUGCAUGUCAAUUUGUGCUUCUCCUCCGGAGCCAAAUGGAGAAUGUUCUGGUAAAGGCUGCUGCCACAAUUCUGUCCCUAGGGGGAGCAACUUCUUCAAAGUCCGGCCUUACAGCUUUAACAACCACACUUCUGUUCAUAGCUUUAAUCCUUGUAGCUAUGCGUUUCUCGUCGAAAAUGGUACAUUUAACUUCGAUGCGUUGGAGGAUCUUAAGAAUCUGCGUAAUGUCACAGACUUCCCUGUGGUAUUAGAUUGGUCCAUUGGAAAACAAACAUGCGAACAAGUUGGAAACAAGAGCAUUUGUGGUGGGAAUAGCACAUGUUUCGAUUCUACUCGUGGAAUCGGGUAUAACUGCAAAUGUCUUGAAGGUUUUGAGGGGAAUCCAUACCUUUCAUCCGGCUGCCAUGACAUUAACGAGUGUACUAGUAAUAGACAUAACUGUUCGGAUCCCAACACCUGUAGAAACAAGGCUGGUGGCUUCUAUUGUAAGUGCCAAUCUGGUUACCACUUAGAUACCAACACUAUGAGUUGCAAGCAUAAAAACGUUGGAUGGACUAUAAUUCUUCUUGGAACCAUCAUCGGCUUCUUGGUAAUCCUGCUUGGCGUUAGCUGUAUGAGACAGAAAAUGAAGCACCGAAAAAACACUGAGCUUCGACAAAAAUUCUUCGAGCAAAAUGGUGGUGGCAUGUUGAUACAGCGACUCUCAGGAGCAGGGCCAUCAAAUGUUGAUGUUAAAAUAUUUACUGAGGUAAGCAUGAAGAAAGCAACUAAUGGUUAUGAUGUAAGCAGAAUCCUGGGGCAAGGAGGCCAGGGAACAGUCUACAAAGGGAUAUUACCAGAUGACUCCAUAGUUGCUAUAAAGAAAGCUCGACUUGGAGACAGUAGCCAAGUAGAGCAAUUCAUCAACGAAGUGCUCGUGCUUUCACAAAUUAAUCACAGGAACGUGGUCAAGCUCUUGGGAUGUUGUCUAGAGACCGAAGUUCCCUUGCUGGUUUAUGAAUUCAUUACCAGUGGCACCCUUUUCGAUCACUUGCACGGUUCCAUGUUUGAUUCUUCUCUUACAUGGGAACACCGUCUAAGGAUAGCAAUAGAAGUCGCUGGAACUCUCUCAUAUCUGCACUCCUCAGCUUCUAUUCCCAUAAUCCACCGCGAUGUCAAGACUGCUAAUAUUCUCUUGGAUGAAGACUUAACUGCAAAAGUAGCUGACUUUGGUGCAUCAAGGCUGAUACCGAUGGACAAAGAGCAGCUCACAACUAUGGUGCAAGGCACUCUCGGGUAUUUAGACCCAGAAUACUACAACACAGGACUUCUGAACGAGAAGAGCGAUGUUUAUAGCUUUGGGGUAGUCCUCAUGGAACUAAUCUCAGGUGAAAAGGCAUUGUGCUUUGAACGGCCACAAACAUCAAAACAUCUGGUGAGUUACUUUGCUUCUGCCAUGAAAGAGAACAGGUUGCAUGAGAUUGUUAAUGGGCAAGUAAUAAACGAGGACAAUCAGUGUGAGAUCCGGGAAGCUGCAAGAGUUGCUCUUAAAUGUACAAGAAUUAUGGGAGAGGAAAGACCAAAGAUGAAAGAAGUAGCUGCAGAGCUAGAGGCCUUGAGAGUCAAAGCAACAAAGCAUAAGUGGUCGGAUCAGUAUCCUGAGGAGAAUGAACACUUGCUCGGCGUUCAAACCUUAUCAGCACAAGGCGAUACUAGUAGUAGCCGUGGUUAUGACAGCAUUAAGAAUGUACCAAUAUUGGACAUUGAAGCAGGCCGCUGAUGUUAAUGCUUUCACACAA
This is a messenger RNA of Camelina sativa (false flax), 2474 nucleotides long. RefSeq names its product wall-associated receptor kinase 2. Gene Ontology annotation, molecular function: calcium ion binding; protein serine/threonine kinase activity; ATP binding. The record is from RefSeq and is a predicted model, not a curated record. Gene Ontology annotation, biological process: cell surface receptor signaling pathway; protein phosphorylation. Gene Ontology annotation, cellular component: plasma membrane. NCBI's taxonomy places the organism in Eukaryota, Viridiplantae, Streptophyta, Magnoliopsida, Brassicales, Brassicaceae.